Messenger RNA from Pan troglodytes (chimpanzee), 1816 nucleotides. Its product is annotated as putative olfactory receptor 52L2. The record is from RefSeq and is a predicted model, not a curated record. Gene Ontology annotation, molecular function: olfactory receptor activity; G protein-coupled receptor activity. NCBI's taxonomy places the organism in Eukaryota, Metazoa, Chordata, Mammalia, Primates, Hominidae. The transcript has a single exon. Gene Ontology annotation, cellular component: plasma membrane. Gene Ontology annotation, biological process: G protein-coupled receptor signaling pathway.
AGUUGGCAGCUUCAAAACAUAAGCAACUGAAUGGUUAAAGCUUAUGCAUCUCUCCCAAAACAGUGUAUGUUUACUCUUAUCUCUAAAAAAACUAGACCUAUUCUAAUUCAGACAUGUGGAUGUCUCACCUGUAAAAAAAUUUAUCUCCACCAAGGAUUUUCUUUCUUGUAUCUAACUUUAUUCCAUUUGGUUGCAGUUUUAGUCACUUUAUUCUUCUCAUGAAGAUGGUAGACAAUGUGAUCUGGACUAUGUGAUAAUGUACCAGAAAUGCAGAAAUCAUGAAUUUUGAUUCUUUUUUCUCUUUCCUCCUCAAGUUAUUGAUAAUGGCGCUUAGCAAUUCCAGCUGGAGGCUACCCCAGCCUUCUUUUUUCCUGGUAGGAAUUCCGGGUUUAGAGGAAAGCCAGCACUGGAUCGCACUGCCCCUGGGCAUCCUUUACCUCCUUGCUCUAGUGGGCAGUGUUACCAUUCUCUUCAUCAUCUGGAUGGACCCAUCCUUGCACCAACCUAUGUACCUCUUCCUGUCCAUGCUAGCUGCCAUCGACCUGGUUCUGGCCUCCUCCACUGCACCCAAAGCCCUUGCAGUGCUCCUGGUUCGUGCCCAAGAGAUUGGGUACAUCGUCUGCCUGAUCCAGAUGUUCUUCACCCAUGCAUUCUCCUCCAUGGAGUCAGGGGUACCUGUGGCCAUGGCUCUGGAUCGCUAUGUAGCCAUUUGUCACCCCUUGCACCAUUCCACGAUCCUGCAUCCAGGGGUCAUAGGGCGCAUCGGAAUGGUGGUGCUGGUGAGGGGAUUACUACUCCUCAUCCCCUUCCUCAUUCUGUUGUGAAAACUUAUCUUCUGCCAAGCCACCGUCAUAGGCCAUGCCUAUUGUGAACAUAUGGCUGUUGUGAAACUUGCCUGCUCAGAAACCACAGUCAAUCGAGCUUAUGGGCUGACUGUGGCCUUGCUUGUGGUUGGGCUGGAUGUUCUGGCCAUUGGUGUUUCCUAUGCCCACAUCCUCCAGGCAGUGCUGAAGGUACCAGGGAGUGAGGCCCGACUUAAGGCCUUUAGCACAUGUGGCUCUCAUGUUUGUGUCAUCCUGGUCUUCUAUGUCCCGGGAAUGUUCUCCUUCCUCACUCACCACUUUGGUCAUCAUGUACCCCAUCACGUCCACGUUCUUCUGGCCACACUGUAUCUCCUCAUGCCACCUGCGCUCAAUCCUCUUGUCUAUGGGGUGAAGACCCAGAAGAUCCGCCAGCGAGUGCUCAGGGUGUUUACACAAAAGGAUUGAUCUGAAUAUAUUCUCACUGUUUCCUUCAGAGGUACCUGCCAAGGACAUAGCCAGGAACUCAUGGCUGGUGCAGAUUAUAUGGAUGGGGUAAUUUUCACAGCGAGCAGUCCUUCUAGUGUCACUUAUAUCACAGCAAAGAAUAUCCAGAGGCACCUGGCUUCACAGCUUAUUGGGAUGUAUCUGGAUACCUGAAUUUCUGAAUAGUUUUUCCAUUCUUUCUUUUGCUCCUGAUUCCAACAUUUUCCUACUCCUGUGUCAGAGAGACUUGAGGACAGUAGAAAUGGAUAACAGCUCUGGAUGUGUCAUCUUUCCUGCCAUUGCCCAGUGAUAGACUAUGCAACAUUCUCUGGAAUGGCAAUGGGAAGUCCCACCCUCUGCUUGGUUUUAGGUUUAGAGUGUCUUCCAAACCUCUAAGUUUGUGCUGGCAGCACAUUUACAUGGUACAGCCAUUCAGCUAAAUGCUAGUGUUAACCCUUUAGAUUAACCUUUUCAUGUCUUUUAGGAUGACUUAGAUUCCUUUACUUUUCUGCCACAUCAAAAUGCAUAAA